AUGCGCACACAAAAUUUUUGCCUUAAAUUGCCAUGCAUUUUUUUGCCUAAAGCCAACAGCAGCAACGCAGUGGUGAUAUAAAGGCGCUGCACGGUGAUCGUCAUUCCAUUUGUUGUUGAGUUAGGGCGCCAACAAGGACCCACACGAGCAAACUCUAAACAAAUAUCGAGUUCACACAUAGCUCACAUAAAUUCGAUUUGUAUUCGUUUGUUGGCCUCAAGAACUCACUUAACUAACUGCCAAAAUGUGUGACGAUGAUGCGGGUGCUCUGGUCAUUGACAAUGGCUCUGGUAUGUGCAAGGCUGGCUUCGCCGGUGAUGAUGCACCCCGCGCCGUAUUCCCCUCGAUUGUCGGUCGGCCACGCCAUCAAGGUGUGAUGGUGGGUAUGGGUCAGAAGGACUCCUACGUGGGUGAUGAGGCGCAGAGCAAAAGAGGUAUACUGACAUUGAAAUAUCCCAUUGAACAUGGUAUCAUAACAAAUUGGGAUGAUAUGGAGAAAAUCUGGCAUCACACCUUCUACAAUGAAUUGCGUGUGGCACCCGAAGAGCAUCCAGUAUUGUUGACCGAAGCGCCACUCAACCCGAAAGCGAAUCGUGAGAAGAUGACUCAAAUCAUGUUCGAGACAUUCAACUCGCCCGCCAUGUAUGUGGCCAUUCAGGCUGUGCUCUCCCUCUACGCUUCCGGUCGUACCACCGGUAUUGUAUUGGACUCUGGUGAUGGUGUAUCGCACACUGUGCCCAUCUAUGAAGGUUUCGCCCUGCCACACGCCAUUCUGCGUCUCGACUUGGCCGGUCGUGAUUUGACCGACUACCUGAUGAAGAUCUUAACCGAGCGUGGCUACUCGUUCACCACCACUGCCGAGCGUGAAAUUGUGCGCGAUAUCAAGGAGAAGUUGUGCUAUGUUGCUUUGGACUUUGAGCAGGAAAUGGCCACUGCCGCUGCAUCCACCUCGUUGGAGAAGUCUUAUGAAUUGCCUGAUGGUCAGGUGAUCACCAUUGGCAAUGAGCGUUUCCGUUGCCCAGAGGCAUUGUUCCAGCCCUCGUUCUUGGGCAUGGAAUCGUCUGGUAUCCACGAAACUGUCUACAAUUCGAUCAUGAAGUGCGAUGUGGACAUCCGUAAGGAUCUGUAUCACAUAGAGAAACCUGCCUAA
This is a messenger RNA of Rhagoletis pomonella (apple maggot), 1150 nucleotides long. RefSeq names its product actin, indirect flight muscle-like. Lineage: Eukaryota; Metazoa; Arthropoda; Insecta; Diptera; Tephritidae. The coding region runs from base 245 to 1150 and encodes 301 amino acids. Gene Ontology annotation, biological process: mitotic cytokinesis. The transcript is spliced from 3 exons. The record is from RefSeq and is a predicted model, not a curated record.